Molecule: messenger RNA, 687 nt
Organism: Tilletiaria anomala UBC 951
Lineage: Eukaryota; Fungi; Basidiomycota; Exobasidiomycetes; Georgefischeriales; Tilletiariaceae
Product: Erg28-domain-containing protein
Exons: 5
Coding region: 194-634 (146 amino acids)
Cellular component (GO): endoplasmic reticulum; membrane
Molecular function (GO): protein-macromolecule adaptor activity
Source: RefSeq, a predicted model, not a curated record
GUUCCACACCUCACAUGGCCACAACGGUACGACGUACAGCGCCGCACCAAUCUCCUUGCUUGUUCUGAACGUACAAUUCGUCGCCAGUAUAUGUGGUGACUCAUUUGCAAAAAGGAAUAGGCCUGGAACGUCCCAGCCUGCCGAGAUUGUCAGAGAACGUUUCUCAAACUAGUGCACGCGCUCCCUAGCCAUCAUGGACAAGCUCUCUUCGUCUUUCGCGGCUACUUCGACUUCGUCGCCCAGCUCCUGGAUCCCGCCAAGCCUGCUGGGCAAAUGGCUGUUAUUCGUCAGCUCGCUGGCGAUUCUCAAUUGCGUACAAAAUUAUAUCGAUUAUCAGUUCAGCAGAAAGGUCUACACGAGUGGCGGCGCUUCAGUUACCCCACUAUCUGCCAGGACAUUUGGCACGUGGAACCUCUUGUCGGCUGUUGUACGGUUCUACGCAGCGUACAAUCUCCAUUCGAAACCGAUCUACGAAGCGUGUAUGUGGACGUAUGUGAUCGCUCUCGGACACUUUGGUAGCGAGGUACUCGCGUUCAAGACUGCAAAGUUCACGGCAGGCAUAAUCAGCCCUCUCAUCGUUGCCUCCACCUCACUCGCCACGAUGGCGUUGCAGUACCGCCACUACAUUAGGUAGUGGACAUCGGGAAAAGAUGUAACCAACAUUGCACUCGGCCUUUUAUACCCGUG